UGAACUCCGUAGUGCGGGAAAGUGGGUUAUUGUCCCUCGUGAAUAUCCCUUUGUUGAUACUUUCUUCACAUUACCAAGGGAUGAGUGGAGAAUGGACCUGGAUCAGACUCAGGCCAUUGUUCUAGAGGAUUAUCAUGAUGAAACAGAUGAAGAGAAAGACAACAGUGAGAAAAAGCCUGCCUCUUACUUGAAGGUUUUCUGCCAGAAAGGUUUUCCAGAAACAAAAUUUCCACUCUAUGAAGGUGACAAUGUGAUUGGACGAGAGCAGGGUAAAUGCAACAUCUACAUUCCCAUUAAGGCUCUGUCAAAACAACAUGCUUGUAUAGAAAUACGAGGUGAAUCACACCUGAUCUAUGACAAGGGAAGUCGAAACAAAACCAAGUGGGGCAAGCUGUACCUGACACCUGAUGUUAGGUAUGGACUGAGGGAUGGGGAUGAGAUCUGUAUGGCAGACGUCAGGUGUGUGUACCAGCUCUACACUCAGAAUGAGGAACAGUAUGACAGUGGCUCAGAGACUGGCUCUGAGUCGAUGUUUCAAACUGCUACCAUGGCAACCAUUCCAGACGUGCAAGAUGAAGGUCGUCGUAAGUUUUUGGAGGCCACAAAAGAUGAGAUAAAUGAUGAAGAUGAGAGCAGCAAUGCUAGCAGUGACCUCCUACAGCCCACACAGCUAUAUGGAACAGCGUUGGGUGAGAAAGCCCGUAAGGGUCGUCUUAAUGAAGCGGCCACCCUCAUGUUUGCGGAGGACUCCGAUCUCAGCGACAUGGAGAUGUCCACUGUUCAUAAAAAGAAGAAGAAUAUAACAAUUGCCGAGACGCCGGCUGUGACUAGAGCUGCCCCUGCUGAUUUGCCCUCCACAAUGGUGUUUGCAGAAUCUGACUCUGAGGAUGACAGACCUACGCAGGCUCAAACUUUAGUAUUUGAGGAGGAUAAAAAUGAUUUGGAGGAUAAAGAGACGUUUCUGGCUGCUCCAACUCAGGCAUAUGCCCCAGAAAGUGAUGUAGAAGAUGAUGAUGACAGAGACAAGUCUAACUCAUCGCUGCUCGGAGCGCCCACUCAGGCGUAUGGGGCUGAUGUGGGGAGCCCCAUGGAAGGGGACACUACUGCGGAUGGACUCACGCUAGCCUAUGAUGUGACGUUUGAUGAAGCAGAUGCUUCCUCAGCCCUGUCCUCCAAGAAAACUAGAGCAACAAAAGAAGACAAUAUUUCAGAUAGCCUCAUGGCUACACAGGCAUAUGGCCUCGAGGUAGAAACCAAUGCAGGGAAUAUUAACGCUCAUCACAAGCAAUCCCCCAAGAAGGUUGAAGAACUAGAAGCAUCUGAGACAUCAACUCAACCUAUGCAGGAUGCAGAGGAAAGUUUGAGUGUGGAACCAGACCCGGAUUUCUUUGCAGCACCAACAAUGGCAUGUGACCUUGAAGGUGUUACGCCAGAUGUGUCGAAAGUUCCUGGUGACUCAGAAACUGAAUCUGAGGAGAAAUCAACAACAGGGCGUGAUUCAGAGGUGACUCAGGCAUUUGAUACUGUUCCUGUGGAAAAGUCGACAGCAGGGGAAGGUUUGGAGUCAACACAGGCUUUUGAUACUGUCCCUGUGGAAAACUCCACAGAAGGGGAAGGUGCAGAGUCCUCCCAGGCAUUUGAGACGGUCCCUGUUGUCCACGAGUCACCGGGGAAACCAGUAAAAGAUAAGUCACCUGUAAAGUCAACAACAAAUAAAUCUGUGGAACAGACUGUGAUUCUAUCCAGUGGAGAUUGCGCUGAAACAGUGGUAAUGGACAAUGAAGGAGGGGUUGAAACUGAAAGUGGGAAAUUGAAACAGGCAGAUGCCACAGUGCUUAUGAAUGAUGACACAACACAGGUUAUAGAGGACGGUGACUAUGGCCAUGAUGGAAUGACAAACACUGAGAAGGAUUACCCCAUUGACGAUGAUGCUACACAAGUUUUUGCUGAAGAAGAGAAAGUGGAUGUGGAUUCUGGCAAAACAGAUGAGAAACCAGCUCUGGGUGGGUUAGGUUUACCUGAAGUAUUCUCUGAUGAGGUUGUUCCUGACAGCUGUGAAUCAGAAGACAACACCCCGUCUGCCAUACCCCUUCCUGCAACGACCCCACUCAAACCAGCACUGGCCAGUCCCAAGAAAAACAGGACCCCCUCACCCAAGAAGGUGGUGUUUGUUGGUGUGUCACAAUCCUCAAGUGAAUUGUCACAGGAAACAAAAGCAACUUCUGGAGAAAAUGAAAUUAGGGUACAAUCAGAAAGUGAAAGUAAUGAAGUGCCUGUGGUGUCAGUGGUGGAAGCUGAAGACGGGAAGCCCAAACUGCCAGCCAGACGAGGAAGGGGAGGGAAGUCUGCACCCAAACCAGCCAUGAAAGCUGAUAAGGACACAACUAAGCCUGGUAGAGGCAGGAAGAUGAGGAAGAGUGCAGGUGCUUGUGUUAGCAAUGAGGAGAAGAUUGUGGAAGAUGUUCCAAGUGGUCAAGCUGUCUUAGAGGAAACUGGUACAACCUCAGAGCCAGCCCUACCUCCUAGGCGACGUGGAAGACGGGCCAAAAAAUCGAGUAACAUUACACAGGCAGUAAAAACUGAGCAACCUGCUCAAAAUGAGGAGCAAGAGCCCACCACAAGCAUUGCUGUUGUGCAAGCUGUUCAAAGUGAGGAGCAAGUGCCAGCUGAUAAUCAUAGUGAGCAGUCAGAAUCUGUUUUAAAGGACAGUGAGGAAGAUGGAGAUUUCAUGGACAGUAAGAAUCAAACACCUGUCACAAGGAAAAAAGUAGAGAAAGUACAAAGCACACGAAGGAGCAGGCAAAGCACUUGUGGUAGAGUUAAUGUGAACAACAUGUCUCAGACAGAGAGUACAGGUAGCUCAGGUGAGACUCCGGUUGUGAACAAUGAUGGUGGUGAGGAUUUCCAUGCACCUGCCAGGAGAGGCAAAGGUAAGAAACUCCCUGGGAAACUCGCUAGAGCUAAGACUCGUUUGAAAGGUAAUCAGGGUGAACAUAGUACUGACACUGAAAACUCUGCUGGUGAGAAUAAUGGUGCUGAGGUGUUUAAGGAGCCUGCGGCCUCCAGCAGAAGAAGGAGUCGGUCUAAGGCUAGUGAGAGUGAGGAUGAGAAUGCCUCUCAGGUGAGGACUUCAGGAAGGCGGGUGGCAGGUGAGAAUGAGAAUGCCCCUCAGGUGAGGACUUCAGGAAGGAGUGGGCAGGUUGUGAAGGCGGAGCAGGGAUCAGAUGAUGGUGCAGGUGCCGAUUCUGUUAUACACGCAAAAGCUACUAGUUGUGGCGUUAAGGCUCAGCUGAGAAAUUCCAGUGCGGAAAGUGAAGCUGAGGUGUGUGAGCCACAGGGGAAGAGAAGCAGAGGCAAGGGCUCCACAGGGGAUAAGGAAACAGAGGCGACUGGGGAGGCCACACCUAUGAGAACAGAUAGAUGGGGACAUGCCAGCACACAGCCCUCGCAGUCCUCCCAGUCCAGGAGGUCCAGGAAAGCUGAGGUAACCACGAAAUCUGAGGCACCUACAGACGAAGACUCAGCAGAAAAGGAAGAGAAAGCAACAGUGGAGAUGACGACAACGACAUCAAGACGAGGACGUGCUAGCACACAGCUGGCUCAGUCCAGGAGAUGCAGGACAAGUGAGGUGACCGUGAAAUCUGAGGCACCUACAGACGAAGACUCGGCAGAAAAGGAAGAGAAAGCAACAGUGGAGAUGACGACAACGACAUCAAGACGAGGACGUGCUAGCACACAGCUGGCUCAGUCCAGGAGAUGCAGGACAAGUGAGGUGACCGAGAAAUCUGAGGCACCUACAGACGAAGACUCAGCAGAAAAGGAAGAGAAAGCAACAGUGGAGAUGACGACAACGACAUCAAGACGAGGACGUGCUAGCACACAGCUGGCUCGGUCCAGGAGAUGCAGGACAAGUGAGGUGACCGAGAAAUCUGAGGCACCUACAGACGAAGACUCAGCAAAAAAGGAAGAGAAAGCAACAGUGGAGAUGACGACAACGACAUCAAGACGAGGACGUGCUAGCACACAGCCGGCUCGGUCCAGGAGAUGCAGGACAAGUGAGGUGACCGAGAAAUCUGAGGCACCUUCAGACGAAGACACAGCAGAGAAGCAGGGGGAACCAACAGCUAAGACAACAUCAAGACGAGGACGUGCUAGCACACAGCCGGCUCGGUCCAGGAGAUGCAGGACAAGUGAGGUGACUGAGAAAUCUGAGGCACCUAUCGUUGAGGAGAAGUCAACUGUGGAGACGACAAGACGGGGCAGUAAGAAGGAUACAGAAGCAGAACUUACCAGUAUGAGGCCUCCUGCUCAACGGCCAACACAGAGGCUGGCCUCUACAGAAAACAGUGAUACUACUCAAGCUGAAGGAGACAGUGAAACCUCAAGCAGGAAGGGACGCAGGUCAGCAGUUAAGUCUACCCCUACCAACGCCAAACAUCGUAAAUUAUCAUCGUCAUCAUCGUUAACCUCCAGUCCUGAUGACCCAGUCACGGAUAUGGCCAGCCCACGGAGCUCUCGCCGCAAGUCUGUGGGUCCCAAACCCAAGGUGGCCUUCACAGGAGUGGUGGAUGAACACGGGCAAAAGAUCACUAAGGACUUGGGAGGAGAGCUUGUUAGCAGUGUGUAUGAAUGCACCCACUUGGUCACUGACAAGGUACGAAGGACUGUAAAGUUUCUGUGUUGCCUGGCCAGGGGUCUACCGAUCGUUCUACCACAGUGGCUUGAUUGCUGUAAGGAUGCUGGUGUCUUCAUUGAUCCAAGUGACUAUAUCAUACAGGACAAGACCAGUGAGAAGCAGUACAAGUUCAGUCUGCGCAGCUCCAUACAGAAGGCCAGUGAAGCAUGUCUGUUGUCAGGCUUCAGAGUCCAUGUGACCAAGUCUGUCAGGCCAGACCCUCCUCAGAUGAGAGAUAUCAUUCAGUGUGCUGGUGCUGAGUAUUUGGGGAAAAUGCCCAAUGAGCCAGGAGAACAUGUGGUGGUGGUAUCAUGUGAGGAGGACAAGGGGGUGUGUCAGUCAGCGCUGGAGGCCGGCGUCACUGUGGUCUCCUCUGAGUUUCUCUUCACAGGAAUUCUCAAGCAGGAAAUCCUCAUAGACAAUUUCAGAUUAUUUGAGGAAAAAGGUCAACGGAAAAAGAGAUUGUCAACGCAGCCAGGCGGAGCAACGAUGACCAAAAAAACGCAGGAAAUAAGACUCAUAGUGUUCUACAUUGUUCAAAAUCCAAAUUCCAUUCAGAUGUUAAGAUAAACGCCUUAAGAGUUUACUAAACUUGUACCUAAACUUUAGGUACAUGUGCACGUUGACUUUUAAUACCUGUAUCAAUAUGUGCAGUCUUGUGAUGGUCUUUAGAUUCAGCCUUUAGCUACUAGAGGCUUAGUCAUCACACAUUAAUAUCAGAGUGUAUGCUCUUAUGUACUAGAGGCUUAAUCAUCACACAUUAAUAUCAGAGUGUAUGCUCUUACGUACUAGAGGCUUAAUCAUCAGACAUUAAUAUCAGAGUGUAUGCUCUUAUGUACUAGAGGCUUAGUCAUCACACAUUAAUAUCAGAGUGUAUGAUCUUAUGUACUAGAGGCUUAGUCAUCACACAUUAAUAUCAGAGUGUAUGCUCUUAUGUACUAGAGGCUUAGUCAUCACACAUUAAUAUCAGAGUGUAUGCUCUUAUGUACUAGAGGCUUAGUCAUCACACAUUAAUAUCAGAGUGUAUGCUCUUAUGUACUAGAGGCUUAGUCAUCACACAUUAAUAUCAGAGUGUAUGAUCUUAUGUACUAGAGGCUUAGUCAUCAGACAUUAAUAUCAGAGUGUAUGCUCUUAUGUACUAGAGGCUUAGUCAUCACACAUUAAUAUCAGAGUGUAUGAUCUUAUGUACUAGAGGCUUAGUCAUCAGACAUUAAUAUCAGAGUUUAUGCUCUUAUGUACUAGAGGCUUAGUCAUCACACAUUAAUAUCAGAGUGUAUGCUCUUAUGUACUAGAGGCUUAGUCAUCACACAUUAAUAUCAGGGUGUAUGCUCUUAUGUACUAGAGGCUUAGUCAUCACACAUUAAUAUCAGAGUGUAUGCUCUUAUGUACUAGAGGCUUAAUCAUCAGACAUUAAUAUCAGGGUGUAUGCUCUUAUGUACUAGAGGCUUAAUCAUCACACAUUAAUAUCAGGGUGUAUGCUCUUAUGUACUAGAGGCUUAGUCAUCACACAUUAAUAUCAGAGUGUAUGCUCUUAUGUACUAGAGGCUUAAUCAUCAGACAUUAAUAUCAGGGUGUAUGCUCUUAUGUACUAGAGGCUUAGUCAUCAGACAUUAAUAUCAGGGUGUAUGCUCUUAUGUACUAGAGGCUUAAUCAUCAGACAUUAAUAUCAGGGUGUAUGCUCUUAUGUACUAGAGGGCUUAGUCAUCAGACAUUAAUAUCAGGGUGUAUGCUCUUAUGUACUAAAGGAUUAAUCAACAGAAACAUUUCUCUUGACAUAAGCCUACAGAGGUCUGUUUCACAGGACCAAUGGGACAGUUUUAUGAGAGUGAGCUUUGCUAUGAAUAACACAAAUCUCUUAUGUGAUGCAUAGUCAGACCUUUGUGUCAUUUUAGCAUUUUUUCCAUUGUAUUGGUUACAACUGAACAUAGUUUUAUGCAUUUUUAUCUGCAUGUUUCUUCACUGAUUGGUAGAUUCUAUUGAAUAUGAGUGAACAGAAUGUAUGUCAUGCAAUCAAAGUUUUAGCAGGUUUCAUAAAAAUGUUAAAAUUGGUGUCAGCAGUAGUAAUAUGAAAAUAAUUUUUUGUUACACUUUUUAGACAUUAUGUAAUUCUGUCUUUAAAAUGCUACUUCAGUCCUAAGAGGUGCCAAUUUGAAAUAUUAAAUUGAUAUGAAGGAUACCAUAUGGAAUAUAGCUAGCACAACAGUUCAAAAAAAAUUUACCUUGAAUAAUGCUAUUUAACCCCUGCAAGUGAAGAGUUCUGAGAAACAAGAAAUCCUCGGUAGUUUCUGUAAAAUGUUCCUGAUGUGACUUAGUGAUAUUCCUUAUAUGACAAUGAACCAGGCUGAUAUGAUGUUGUGUUAGGCAGUUACACUGGAAUGACCUAUAUCACCCUGGGUUAUAAACUCUUCCUUAGACCUGUAUGUUAAAAGACAUGAAAAUUCUAAAAUGCACCAUUUAAAAUGUCAUAUUGUUAAUCUGGUGCAAGAUGCUGACAUUGUUUAAGAAUUGUAAUUGUUUAUCUGUUAGUUCAGAUGGCUAAAGGUUAAGCAGACCAUGUAGUAAAGCUUGUAGGAGUUGGUGCAUGGUCAUAUAUUUAAUGCUGAUUGUUGCAACUAUACAUCAACUUGUAUAUCACAUACAGUCUGUGAUGAAAUAAAAAUUACAA
This is a messenger RNA of Liolophura sinensis, 7340 nucleotides long. Its product is annotated as mediator of DNA damage checkpoint protein 1-like. Gene Ontology annotation, molecular function: protein binding. The coding region runs from base 92 to 5245 and encodes 1717 amino acids. The record is from RefSeq and is a predicted model, not a curated record. The transcript is spliced from 24 exons. NCBI's taxonomy places the organism in Eukaryota, Metazoa, Mollusca, Polyplacophora, Chitonida, Chitonidae.